CGGCGCAGGCAGCACUGACCUGAAAACAACAAGACACAGCCACAUUUCUACCGACAACGGCUCAUGACACCAUUGUAGAGACCCCCAAGUCUAGUUUUAACAAUGGAGAAACCUCCCUUCAGGCAGAACCAGAACUGCGGAGACUGGGAGCUGAGAGAGAGGCUGGGAAUGGGCGGCUUUGCCCAUGUUUACCUCUACCAACAUCAUGAAACAAAUGAAAAACUGGCAGUGAAGAUGUGUCGUCUGGAGCUCACGCCAAGAAAUAAGGACAGAUGGAGCAGAGAAAUCCAGAUCAUGAAAAAAUUAAAUCACAUAAAUGUUGUGACAGCCCGAGAUGUCCCGGAGGAGAUGAAGCACAUAGCCUUAAAUGAUCUUCCACUGCUAGCCAUGGAGUACUGCUCCAGAGGAGACCUGAGGAAGGUGCUGAGCAAACCUGAAAACUGCUGCGGUUUGAAGGAGAGCGAAGUGCUUUCAUUACUGAAUGAUGUUGGAUCUGGUAUCCAGUAUCUGCACGAAAACAAGAUCAUCCACAGAGAUCUUAAACCUGAAAACAUAGUGCUGCAAAAUAUCAGCGGAAAGCUCGUUCACAAAAUCAUUGACCUGGGCUACGCAAAAGACCUUGACCAGGGUAGUCUGUGUACCUCAUUUGUCGGCACGCUGCAGUACCUGGCACCUGAGCUCUUUGAGAAUAAGCCAUACACAGUCACUGUGGACUACUGGAGCUUUGGCACAAUGAUAUUUGAAUGCAGUUGUGGUUUUCGUCCUUUCUUGCACAACCUGCAACCUGUGCAGUGGGCCAGCAAAGUACGGAAUAAAGGUCCAAAGGACAUCAUGGCUGUAGAGGAAUUAAACGGAGAAGUCAGAUUCUCCACACACCUUCCCUACCCCAACAAUCUGAGCAGGACUCUGUUGGAGCCGAUGGAGGCUCUGCUUCAGCUGAUGUUAAAGUGGGAUCCUGUCCAGAGAGGAGGCAAACUGAACUCCGACACUAAGAAACCCCUGUGCUUUGAAGUGCUGGAGCAGAUACUGAGUAUGAAAGUUGUGCACAUCCUGAACAUGACCACAGCUCAGGUCCACUCCUUCCAGCUGACUCCGGACGAGAGUCUCCACAGUUUGCAGAAGCGCAUUGAGGCAGAGACCAGGAUCGAAGUGGUGAACCAGGAGCUGCUGCAGGAGACGGGCGUGUCACUGGACCCCCGGAAGCCUGCUGCACAGUGUGUCCUGGAUGGAGUGAGAGGCUGGGACAGCUAUAUCGUCUACCUGUUUGACAAGAGCAUCACCAAGUACUCCGGUCCCUUCAGUGCCAGACAGCUGCCUGACAAAGUCAAUACUAUUGUCCAAGAGGCCAAGACCCAGCUGCCCCUGGUUGCACUGAAGAAGGUUUGGGGUGAAGCAGUGAGCUACAUCUGCGGUCUGAAGGAGGACUACAGCAGACUUUUCCAAGGACAGAGGGCUGCUAUGUUGAGCCUCCUGCGCUACAACACCAACCUGACCAGGUGUAAGAACAGCAUGUUCGGCUUCUCUCAGCAGCUGAAAGCCAAACUGGACUUCUUCAAGAGCAGCAUCCAGUAUGACCUGGAGAAAUACAGUGAUCAGAUGCACUAUGGCAUAUCCUCUGAGAAGAUGCUGAAAGCCUGGCAGGAGAACGAGGAGAGAGCUGCUGCGUUUGCACAGGUGGCAGAGGUGAGCCAUUUGGAUGAUGAGAUCAUGGCUCUGCACUCUGAGAUAGUGGAACUUCAGAGGAGCCCGUACGCUCGACGCCAAGGAGACAAGAUGGAGCAGCUAGAAGAAAAGGCCAUCGAGCUCUAUAAGCAACUGAAGAUGAAGUGCAAAAUACCUGAGCCAGAUGUGAGCAGUGACAGUUCUGAGAUGGUGAAGGCCAUCAUUCAGACAGUCCAGAACCAAGACAAGGUCCUCAAAGAUCUGUACACCCACCUCAGUAAAAUCCUAAUCAGCAAACAGAAGAUCAUUGACUUGUUUCCGCGAAUUGAGAAAACUCUGGAGAGCAUCAAGGAUGCGGACAACACAGUGAUGCAGAUGCAGAUAAAGAGACAGAGAGAGUUCUGGCAUCUACUGAAGAUUGCAUGUGCUCAAAACUCGUCACGCAGCUCGAUAGCAGCCAGUCCCGAGUCGUCCAACCUGCUGCAGGUUUCUCAGUGGUCACAGUCAGCACAGCCUGUCAGCUCCCCACAUCCUCUCACCUCCCUACCUGGGCCAAAUGACAGUGAUGCUGCCCCACGUCUGCUGCAGGAGAACCAGAAGUACCUCAGUCAGCUGACCAGCCUGAUGCAGGAGGCUGCUGAUGAACAGGGCAAGAGCAUAGUGGACCAAGACUGGAGCUGGACAAAAUACGAAACUUUAACAACAAAAUUAAAAAAGCGAAAUGCGUAAGACCUGUCAUGUCCUCCAUCCCUGCUUGUGCUCCGAGUAACACUAAGGACUGUGAGCUGUUAACUCAGCAGAAAGGCACCAAACCUUGUAUAGUUGUACAUGGACUCGGGAUAUUCUCUUAAAAAUGGUUCUCUUGAUCUACUUUUUAAAAAAAACAAAAAAAAAAACAA
Molecule: messenger RNA, 2561 nt
Organism: Seriola dumerili (greater amberjack)
Lineage: Eukaryota; Metazoa; Chordata; Actinopteri; Carangiformes; Carangidae
Product: inhibitor of nuclear factor kappa-B kinase subunit alpha-like
Exons: 22
Coding region: 103-2391 (762 amino acids)
Biological process (GO): positive regulation of transcription by RNA polymerase II; tumor necrosis factor-mediated signaling pathway; peptidyl-serine phosphorylation
Cellular component (GO): IkappaB kinase complex; cytoplasm
Molecular function (GO): IkappaB kinase activity; ATP binding
Source: RefSeq, a predicted model, not a curated record